This is a messenger RNA of Ahaetulla prasina, 6834 nucleotides long. RefSeq names its product patatin-like phospholipase domain-containing protein 2. The coding region runs from base 2945 to 4282 and encodes 445 amino acids. Lineage: Eukaryota; Metazoa; Chordata; Lepidosauria; Squamata; Colubridae. Gene Ontology annotation, biological process: positive regulation of triglyceride catabolic process; triglyceride catabolic process; lipid homeostasis. The transcript is spliced from 9 exons. Gene Ontology annotation, molecular function: triacylglycerol lipase activity. The record is from RefSeq and is a predicted model, not a curated record. Gene Ontology annotation, cellular component: cytoplasm; lipid droplet; membrane.
GUCAUUUGCACCUCUAUAACUGUCUGGUUCGGUUCUGCAACCCAACAAGAAAAACACAGACUUCAGAGGAUAAUUAGAACUGCAGAAAAAAUAAUUGCUACCAACCUGCCUUCCAUUGAGGACCUGUAUACUGCAUGAAUCAAGAAGAGGGCCGUGAAAAUAUUUACAGACCCCUCGCAUCCUGGACAUAAACUGUUUCAACUCCUACCCUCAAAAUGACACUAUAGAGCACUGCACACCAGAACAACUAGACACAAGAACAGUUUUUUCCCGAAGGCCAUCACUCUGCUAAACAAAUAAUUCCAUCAACACUGUCAAACUAUUUACUGAAUCUGCACUACUAUUAAUCUUCUCAUAGUUCCCAUCACCAAUCUCUUUCCAUUUAUGACUGUAUGACUAUAACUUGUUGCUGGCAAUCCUUAUGAUUUAUAUUGAUAUAUUGACCAUCAAUUGUGUUGUAAAUGUUGUACCUUGAUGAACAUAUCUUUUCUUUUAUGUACACUGAGAGCAUAUGCACCAAGACAAAUUCCUUGUGUGUCCAAUCACACUUGGCCAAUAAAAAUUCUAUUCUAUUCUAUUCCAUUCUUUUCUUUUCUUUUAUGUACACUGAGAGCAUAUGCACCAAGACAAAUUCCUUGUGUGUCCAAUCACACUUGGCCAAUAAAAAAUUCUAUUCUAUUCUAUUCUAAAAAUUAAAAUAAAUCAGACCUAGGAGAUUAUCUGUUCAUGCCAACCUAACAAUCCCUCAUGCAACUGUUUUUCUUUAAUUGAAUAGAAACUAAAUAGAAACUGUUCAGUGGUAAAAUCCAAUUUGUUUUACUACCGGUUCUGUGGGUGUGGCUUGAUGGGUGUGGUGUGCCUUGGUGGGCGUGGCAGGGGAAGGAUACUGCAAAAUGUCCAUUCCCACCCCACUCUGGGGCCAGCCAGUGGUGGUAUUUGCCGGUUCUCCGAAUUGCUCAAAAUUUCCGCUAUCAGUUCUCCAGAACCUGUCAGAACCUGCUGGAUUUCACCCCUGGUCCUGUUUCACUUUGGGCCCAUCCAUUAGCUGAGGCAGAUCUGAAGAUGCCAAAUUUUCCAUGAGGUGCUGAGCUAUCCCCAGUAGGGUUGUUUCAGUGUAGAUGCGACAGAUUCCCUCCAAAACUUUGGUAUGCACAGUGCUGACCUUCAGCUAUCGGCCAGUUGGCAAGAUAAAUAUUUAUGAAUAGAAUAUUAAUUUAUCUUGCAGCACAUAGAAACAUCUUAAGUCAGCUGAGUAAUAUCCUGCCAGGAAGAUGGCAUUUUUCUCCAACAAGUUAAGCUUCCAACCCCUUUGCUGAGCUCCAAAUGGCACUAGGAUCCUAGGUAGAUUCAUCAUGGAACUGCAGAGAGGAGGACAGAGAGAAAAAUCACAAAACAGAAAUUGGGUAGGGAACCAGAACACAGAAAGAAGUUGCAAAUAUAGAUUUUAUUUAUUUAUUUGUCAACAUGUACAAGAUAGCAGGUAUAGGUAUAAACAUAAACAUAAAGGAAGGAAGUAAAUACAGAUAAAUGGGGACAGUAGGACGGGGUGGUAGACACACUGGUGCGCUUAUGCACACCCCCUUUAUGGACCUCUUAGGAACGGGGUGAGGUCCACAAUAGACAGUCUGAGGUUGAAGCUGUGAGGGUUUGAGGUUGUAACAACGGAGUCAGAUAGAGCUUUCCAGGCGUUGACCGCUCUGUUGCUGAAGUUAUAGUUUCUGCAAUCGAGUUUGGAGCGGUUUACCUUGAGUUUGUAUCAAUUGUUUGCCCGUGUAUUAUUGUGGUUGAAGCUGAAGAAGUCAUUGACAGAUAAGACGUUGUAGCAGAUAAUUUUGUGUACUAUGCUUAGAUCAGACUGCAGGUGGUGCAGUUCCAGAUUGUCCAAGCCCAGAACUUCAAGUCUGAUGGCAUAAAGGAUUCUAUUGUGAGUAGAGGAGUGGAGGACUCUUCUCAUGAAAUACUUCUGGAUCGCUCAAUUGUGUUAAUGUCCGAUAUAUAGUGUGGAUUCCAGGCGGAUGAGCUGUAUUCAAGAAUUGGUCUGGCAAAGGUUUUGUAUGCCCUAGUUUGCAGUACAAUGUUACCGGAGAAGAAGCUUCGCAAGAUUAGGUUAACAAUUCUUAAUGCCUCUUUGGCAAUGCUGUUACGGUGAGCUUAGAUCGUUUGAGAUGAGUACUCCUAGGUCCUUGACAAAAUGAGGAUCGUCUACGAGAUCGUUUUGCCUCCAGUUGAAACGAGACCAAUUUUCCCUUGCUGGUGUUUCAGGUGGAUAGAGAAUCUGCGGCUCACUCAGCAGAUGAAUUACUUCUGAGAUAAUUCAAAUAAAAGUUUUCUCACUGAGGUUUUUAUUUGAUUCCAGGUACCUGCAUAGGAAAAGAUGAACAUAUUCAUCCGGAUGGCAUUAAUAAAAUCAGGUGGCGUGGAAUGUUAGCUUUGGAAUAUUUUAAGACACGUGUUGCUUUUUUAAAAUGAAAUAACUUAUUUAUUUAUUUAUUUAUUUAUUUAUUUAUUUAUUUACCACCCUUCUCCGAAGACUCAGGACGGUUUACAGCCAAGAUAAAAUCGCACAGAAACAAACGUUAAAAAACAUUAUUAAAAAUCUAAUUCAAAAUUGGCCCAAUAAUUUUAAAAACUAAUAAAAUUAUAAAAUAAAUCCUAAUAAAACCACCCAUGUUAAAAUUGCAAUUAGGCCAACCCUGCACGAUGGAACAAGAAAGUCUUAAGCUUGCGCUUAAAGGUCCGGAGGUCAGGGAGUUGGCGUAGCCCCAGAGGUAGCUCAUUCCACAGGGCAGGAGCCCCCACAGAGAAGGCCCUCCCCCAGGGAGCCGCCAGUCAGCAUUGUUUGGCUGACGGCACCCUGAGGAGGCCCCUCCCUAUGGGAGCGCACAGGUCGAUGGGAGGCUAUUGGUGGCAGUAGGCGGUCCUGUAAGUAACCCGGUCCCAAGCCAUGGAGCGCUUUAAAGCGCAAGCUUGUGCAGAUGUUUUCGGUCUAGCCAAAGAAGCCAGGAAACGAAAUCUCGGUCCUCUUCACCCUUCCUUCAACGUGAUGAAAAUAAUAAGAGACGGCCUCUACAAAAAUCUCCCCGAAAACAGUUACAAAUUGUUAUCGGGGAAACUUUCAAUUUCGCUAACAAGAGUGUCUGAUGGGGAAAAUGUAUUAAUAUCCAAUUUUAAUUCUAAAGAAGAGGUGGUGCAGGCCCUGCUUUGUAGCUCAUUUGUACCUAUAUAUUGUGGCCUCAUUCCACCUUCAUUUAGAGGGGUGCGCUACGUGGACGGUGGAUUAAGUGACAAUUUACCUCACUAUAAUUUGAAGAACACCAUAACCGUUUCUCCUUUCUCUGGGGAAUGUGACAUUUGUCCCAAGGGGAACUCUGCAAACUUCCAUGAGAUGCAUGUAACCAAUACAAGCAUUCAAUUUAGCUUAGGUAACAUGUAUCGUUUAACUCAAGCACUUUUUCCUCCAGAACCCCAGUUGCUAGCUGAACUCUGCAAACAAGGAUUUUCGGAUGCUCUUAGAUUUUUGAAAGAAAACGGUUUUCUGCAAGAAUCAGUGUCUGCCGACAUAGCCUUAACCAAGCAGGAACAUCUGAGAUAUUCUCAAAUCUCACGCUACAGUGACCAAAAAAAUGCAGUAAAUAAAGACAAAAAAGAGAUACAAGACGAAAAAGUAUUUAUUGAUCAGCUAAAGGCAACAUCUUGGCCAUUGGAUAGAAAUAUAUUUGAGAAGCUGCCUCCUAGACUACAUAAAGCAUUACAAGAGGCUUGUAAAGAAAAAGGUGGACUCUACACUCAACUUUCAAAAUUUCUUCCCAUGCGACUCAUGUCCUACAUGAUGCUACCUUACACUUUACCGGUUGAGUCUGCCUUCUUUGUGGUAAUAAGAUUGGUCCAGUGGUUUCCGGACAUCCCUGAGGAUGUGCGAUGGAUGCAGGGGCAGCUUUCCCAAAUGAUGGGUUCAGUCUAUGGCCGAGCAAUGAAAGGGCUCCUGAAGACCCCAAGCAAAGUAAGUGAAAUCUUGCUUAGCAAAUGCCAGACGGCUCCAGGGAAGCCUUGCCCUCGUCUCUCCUACCCGCCUCCUAAAGCGUCUCACUCUUCCCCCAAUCUUGAAGAAUGGCUCUGGAGUCUCCCCUAUUGCGAAGACUUGAUGAAGGAGAAGGGGGCCGUUAGUAAUUCCGACAUCUCUGGUUCCGUCGCUUCCUUUUUCAUGGACACGGAAACAUCUGGAAUGUCUACGGAUAUUGACUCUUCCUCCGAGAAAAGUUUUUAUUCUGUCUCUGAAGAUUAGCUGGGGUGGGGGAGGCGCUAAGACAUUAGGCAGGGAAAUUCACGCCUUUGAGGUAUGUGUUCUUCUAGCCCUUGGCCAAACAACCUUUAGGAUGCUGCUUCUCGAUCUGAGCAACUUUGAAGGUGCUAAGUGGAACUGGACUUCAACUCAGCACGCUACCACAUCCGAAUUCUGGGUGUUGAAACCCACCCAUCUGAAAGUUGCUGAGAUUGGGAAACACGACUUUAGGAAGUCUUUGUUUACAACUCGGUUGCCUUUGACGGCAUCUUUUCUGGCUUCCAGGCAUGUGGGCUUCGUUCUGGUCUAGUUUUUGGAUAGCGGACAAAGGGUUGAAAAAGCCGAAGCGCAAAAAGGAGCAUUUUUGUACCCAAAAUGAAAAAAAAAAAAUUCAGCAGGAAGACAAUCUACAUCACCUCUUGUUGGUGGUUUUAUAUUGCGAUAAGCAUUUGUAGCACGAUGUUAACUUUUUUUUUUUAAUUUUUACAGCAAGAUCUGUAGCUCUUGUGUGACUUUUUUAAAAGUGGUUUUUUUCCCCCGCACUUGUUACACAUCUCCUACUUAAAGAGAUAGAGAAUAAGGGGCCUUUUGAGGAGUUCCUGUUUUUUAACUUGACGUAUCUGGCAGAGAGGUCUCAUUCAAAAUGAAGAAAACAGCCUGCCUACCACAAGUAGGCAGAUUGGGAGCAGAAAGGAACGAUGUUUGAUACCCUUAUUUUUUUUAAAAACAGGAAAAACUAUUUUUCAUUUAACAUGUAUUGUUCAUAUUGUUAAUAUUAUAGGGAAUGUUGGGAGAAUUUCUAGAUGUCCCAAUUUCUCCUCUUUUUAUUGGACUUUUCCUGAAAUUAAUCUCAGGAUUGAUGGACUCAGUCACUUUUUUAAAAUUUGAAACUCCUUGACUGCCACAAGGAAAGCAAAGGGUUUUCUAAUUUUUGGGGUGCUCUCCAAAAUCUCCUAAAAACACACAUAUAUUUUUACUGCCAGAAAGGCUUCCAUCUCCUAUUUUCCCCCCUUGAAGUUCACUAAAGACACCACCCUAAGCUGGAAGCCCUCCAAACGUGUAGAUUCAUUUCCCAGAAUUCCCAAGCAGCAUGACCUUUACUGAGAAUUCUGGGAGUUGAAGUCCACCCAUCUAUGAAUGUCGUACAGCAGGAGUCUCCAACCUUGGUCCAUUUAAGACUUGUGGAUUUCAACUCCCAGAGUUCCUCAGCCAGGUGGCUGAAGAACUCUGGGAAUUGGAAGUCCACAAGCCUUAAAGGAACCAAGGUUGGAGACCCCUGUCCUACAGCAGUGUUUCUUAACAUUAGCAACUUUAAGAUACAUGGGGGGAUGGGGAUUCUGGAAGUUGAAGUCCACAUGUCUUAAAGUUGACGGAGUUGAGAAACACCGCUCUGGAGUGCUGUAUCUUAAACCAGCAUUUUAUUUCCUGUGAAUGAUGUAGACUUUACAUCUAGAUAUCUUUAAUUCAAAUGAAUAAGAUGAACCAUUAAAAAAUAAUUCAUUGGUGGAAGAGAGAUGCAGGUUUUUUAAAAAAAUUAUUUUUAUUACCUUAGUAACCUUGAGAGCAGAUGUCAUUAAGAAAUAUAUUGUCCAGUUUCCUUAUGCGAUUUGGAAUUUGUGGAUCUUAAAGUAUUUUCCCAUGCUCUUCAUUGUAACUUGAUUUAUCUCAGAAUAAGAAAUAAGCAAAGGCAUUCAGAACAGGAAACUCAUAUGAUUUCUGCAUUUUCUUCCUUUUAAAUUUAAAUUAUAAAUAAAAUCCAUACAUUAUUCAUUAUUUAUGAACACGCAUGCAACUUAAGCCUUAAUUUUCAAUAAUAGUAAGAAGCAACAAUAAUAUGCCAUCAUAAAUCAGCCAUAUUUCAAAUGGAUUCAAUAAUUUCUUUGGAAUACGGUACUUAAUACUUCGUGUGUCAGUAUCUGUUGCAUAAAGUGACAGGGAAUUCUUGCACAUGGUGCAUAAAUAUUAAAAUUGUAUUUUGGGAAAUCAGACUUUUGCUAUGAGUAACUUACCAGCUCUGCACUUUGGCACUGCAAUGGGUUAAAGUGAUGGGUUAAAGUGUCAGUAAUGGCCAUCCCUUAUUAGACUAUUUUCUUCUGAGGUAUUAUAAGUUUUCCAAUCAAAGGGUUAGGGUUAGGUUGGAGACUUGUUACAAAUGAAGUGGAGAAUAAUAUCCCCAUAGCUGCUUUUAUUUAUUUCAAAUUCAUUGUCAACUUUUUAGCAGGUUUUAUUCUGACAAAAUACCUAAUCUUUAAGAGUUUUUUUUUCUUUUUGGCUUUUUAAAGAAAAUCUAAGUAAUGCUGAGUGGAGUGGAGGGGAAUGAAAUGUAGUUAAAACAGUUUUUUCAGAGUGUUAAAAAGUUUAAUAGCAUGGACACAGACUUAUUUAUAUUCUUUUGGUGCUAUUUUCAGCCAGUGCCGAAGUACUGUUUUGUGUGACAGCUGGUCAUACUUAUUUUCCUAAACUUUUAUUGUGUUUCCAAAAUGAACUAUUUGUAAUAUUUCUGCAAUCAGCAGUGUUUUUAAAGAAGCAGAAUAAAGAGAUGCUGUGUUUAGUGA